AAGAACCCCAUUACAAAUACUUAAAUAGAUCAAACAAUGGCUACGAAUUUAGAGAGAGAACAUUAAGAGAGAAAAAGAUCAUGAAGAACUCAACAAUGGCAGAUGAGAAAACAGAGCCACUCGGCAUACUAGGAAUCCUGAAAGAAGCUCUAAAGCUCCCUCUCAAGAACAAAAGCCUCAUGGUCUUUGUCACAAUCUUUACAAUCCUCCCUCUCUCGCUCUUGUUGCUGUCUCAUCAGCUCCUUCUCCUCCCCUUCGCCAAAGUCCUCCUCUUCCACACGACCCUCCUUUCGAGAGAGAGAGAGAACAGCAAGGAGGCCCUAGAGACCAUGACCCAGAUCAGAAAAGAUGUAAGGCUCAUAGUGGCUUUCGAGGUGGCCUUUCUCCUUCUAAUCUCCAUUGCUACCAUCUUUUCACUGGCAACUACAAUCUACACAGUUGCCACCACUUAUGUGGGCAAACAUCUCACUAAAAAACAACUUCUCUCUAGGGUUUUUGCAACUUGGAUGCGCCCACUGCUCACUUGGUUCUUUAUCUUUCUCCUCUGUGUAGCUUUCUCUGUUCUCUUGAUGCUUUCUCUUGGGGUUCUCUCUCUCUUUGUUGGUCCAAAGGCCAUUGUUGGUUAUUCAAUUGCUGUCAGUCUCAUGGUCCUUGGGGUGCUUAUUUAUCUGGUUACAGUCUGGGCUUUGGCUAUGGUGGUGUCCAUAGUUGAAGAUGAUUGUUAUGGGUUUGAUGCUCUGUGUAAGGCUAGUGCUCUCAUUAAAGGGAAAAGGAUGCAAGGGUACUUUCUCACUCUAGUUUUGGUGGUCCUUGGGGGUUUUAUAGGGUCUCUUUUUAGGAUUGAUGAGAGAGGAAGAAAAAUUGGUGGCCAAAUUGCUUUUAGUGUAAUUUUGGUUAUUGUGUCUUGCUUGUUGAAGCUGUAUAACUAUGUGGCUUUUACAGUGUUUUACUUUGAGUGCAAGAAGUGGCAUGGAGAAGCGGUGAUGAUUGAGGAGACAGGGUACACCCUUGUGCCAGUUCUCAAUGUAAAUACUGCUUGAUAGGGGGUUGUAGGUGCUUAAUAAGUUUUAGCUCUCUCUCUCUCUCUAAUUAGAGAGUGCUGGAUAGGUUUUCUCUCUCUCUCUCUCUUGUUGUGCUCCAUGUAUUGUGCUUUCGAAAGCAAAGCCCCCAAUUUUUCUCCACUUUGAAUGAUAUAAAUAUAUAUGGUUAUAUACUUCCAUUUGUAUUGAUUAAUGAAUUGGUGCGGAUCUUAAGCUUGGACUAUA
Amborella trichopoda is the source of this 1265-nucleotide messenger RNA. RefSeq lists its product as uncharacterized. The record is from RefSeq and is a predicted model, not a curated record. NCBI's taxonomy places the organism in Eukaryota, Viridiplantae, Streptophyta, Magnoliopsida, Amborellales, Amborellaceae.